UCAAUACAUUAAAAAUCUAAACAUUAUUAUUGUGACAUCAUAAUGAUGAGGUGUUUUACUCUCUUGUUGCUUUUUCUUCUUCUUGUUGAUACUCCAUCUUCCACUUGCUCAUCGGUGUUGCCACUGUGCAACCACCAUGAUAACUCAAACUUGCUCCAACUCAAGAACUCAUUUGCCAUCAAGCCUUCACUAUGGUACGAUGAUUAUUGGUUCUUCUCUUCUUAUCCCAAGAUAGCAUCAUGGAAAAACGGUACUGAUUGUUGCGAGUGGGAUGGGGUCACGUGCGACACCACGUCAGGACACGUGAUUGGGCUUGACCUGAGUUGCAGCAUGCUUGAAGGUGAGUUUCAUCCCAACAGCACACUCUUCCAUCUCACGCAUCUUCAACAACUCAACCUUGCCUUCAAUGACUUCUCUGAGUCUCCGAUAUAUCCUGGAAUUGGUAAUCUUGUGAGUCUCACCCAUCUCAAUCUAUCAUUCUCAUCAUUUAGCAGUCAUAUUCCGUCCACAAUCUCACACUUGUCUAAAUUACUCUCACUUGAUCUCUCGUAUAAUGAACUGAGACUUGAUGAAUCCACAUGGAGCAAACUCAUUGGUAACACCACUAACUUGGAAGAGCUGGUUCUAGACGAUGGCGUAAACAUGUCUUCUAUCAGAGAUACAUCAUUGUCUUUGCUAAUGAAUUUGUCAUCCUCUUUGUUGAUCCUGAGUCUUGAUGACACUGGAUUGCAUGGAAAAUUUCCAACUCGUAUACUUGGUUUAACUAAUCUUGAAGAACUAAGUUUGAAUGACAAUGAAGAGCUGAAAGGUGAACUUCCAAAGUCCAAUUGGAGCACUCCUCUAAGGAUCUUGGACCUCUCUUGGACAGCUUUCUCGGAAGAAAUACCUGAUUCCAUUUCGCAUUUGAAGUCUCUUAACAAACUACGGCUAUACCAAUGCCGAUUUCAUGGAUUAAUUCCUGUGUCUUUGUGGAACCUCACUCAACUAACUCAUUUGGACCUUUCAGGAAAUAGACUACUUCAUGGUGAGAUUCCAUCUUUACUUUCAAACCUCAAACAUCUCACCUACUUAGCUCUUAGUCGUAAUGCGUUCAGUGGUCAGAUCCCAGACCUGUUCGACAACUUCACUAAAUUGGAUUAUUUGGAUCUUUCUUCUAACAGUCUAGAAGGUCAAGUACCGCCAUCAUUGUUUUGUCUAACCCAGAUUUCUUUUUUAGAUUUGUCAUAUAAUAAAUUAGGAGGCCAGCUGCCAUCAUCAUUAUUUGAUCUAACUCAACUUUCUUACUUAAGUCUGUCAUAUAAUCAAUUAAUCGGCCCAAUUCCAAGCAAAAAUGUCACACUUUCAAAACUAGAAGAACUACAUUUGAGUAAUAACUUUAUAAAUGGGACAAUUCCAGACUGGUGCUAUUCUUUGUCUUCAUUGACAGUGCUAGAUCUUAGCAUGAACCAGCUAACAGGGCUAAUUAGCAAAUUCUCCACUUAUUCAAUGACUUGUUUAUCUCUCUCUAAUAACAAAUUUCAAGGUGAUUUUCCAAAUUCGAUCUUUGAAUUUCUAAAAAAUCUCAAAUAUUUGGAUAUGUCAUCAAAUGAUUUCAGUGGUCUUGUGAACUUUUCUCAUUUUUCGAAGUUGGAAAAUUUAAAUUCUCUUGAUCUUUCUAACAAUAAAUUUCUCUCUAUUGAUCAUAAUAGUAGCGUUGACUAUGUCUUACCCAAACUUGAGAGUUUAUAUUUCUCUUCUUGUAGUGUUACUGUUUUUCCUUCAUUCCUAGCUAGGCUACAAAAUCUAAGAAGUUUAGAUCUUUCUAACAAUAAAAUCCAUGGAAAGAUUCCCAAUUGGUUUGGUGAUAAUCUCUUGCACACAUGGAAGAGCAUGGACUUUAUUGACCUCAGUUUCAAUCAGCUGCAAGGAGAUCUUCCAAUUCCACCAAAUGGCACCUAUUACUUUUCAGUUUCAAACAACAACUUCACAGGAGGCAUUCCUUCAACAUUGUCCCUCAGUAGACAACUCAUCUUGUCUCACAAUCACUUGUCUGGCACCAUUCCUUCAAUGUUUUGCAAUGGAACCUUCCUCUAUGCACUCAUCUUGUCUCACAACCACUUGUCUGGCGUGAUUCCACAAUGCUUGGGAGCAGUUCCUGAUCUCAUGAUUUUGGAUCUUCAAGUGAACAACCUUCAUGGAAACAUACCUACAAAUUUUUCUCAAGACAACAAUUUUCAAACAAUAAAGUUGAACAACAACCAACUGGACGGUUCGUUACCAAGGUCUUUGUCUAACUGCACAUGGUUGGAAGUUUUGGAUCUUGCAGAGAAUAACAUAGAGGAUGUGUUUCCUAGUUGGCUAGAAGGUCUUCAGGAGUUACAAGUACUCAGUUUAAGAGCAAAUAAGUUUCAUGGUACCAUCACUAGUUUCGGUGCCAAACAUCCAUUCCCAAAGUUGAGAAUAUUUGAUGUUUCCAACAACAAAUUCAGCGGCCCUUUGCCAACCUCGUUCUUUGAGAAUUUUCAAGGAAUGAAGGAUCUGAGUAAUAGUACUCAUCAUCCUCGUGGCUUGUCAUACAUGCGUAGCAGCUUAAGCUUCACUGGGAGGUUGUACAAUGAUUCUGUAGUGGUUAGUAUCAAAGGUCAGUUCAUAGAGCUAGUGAGAAUAUUAACCACUUUUACAACUAUAGACUUGUCAAAUAACAUGUUUGAAGGAGAAAUCCCACAUGUCAUUGGAGAAUUAAGUUCUCUCAAAGGGCUUAACCUUUCUCACAAUAAAAUCAGUGGUAUGAUUCCAAUAACACUGGGAAAUUUGACAAGUUUGGAAUGGUUAGACCUCUCAUGGAACCAACUGAAAGGUGAGAUUCCUAUGGCUUUGACCAAUUUGACUUUUCUGGCUGUCUUGAACCUUUCUGAAAAUCAGUUGAAGGGAAUGAUACCAACAGGAGAACAGUUCAAUACAUUUCAGAAUGAUUCCUACAGAGGAAACCCAAUGCUUUGUGGAUUCCCUUUGUCAAAGUCAUGCGACAAUGACAAAGAACAACCACCUUCAGUGUUUGCUGAGGCAAAAGAAUCAUUAUUUGGGUGGAAGGCAGUAGCAGUGGGAUAUGGAUGCGGAGUGGUAUUUGGGAUGUUCCUUGGAAGGUUGUUUAUCAAAACUGCGAAACCCUUAUGGCUUGCUAGACUUCUUUGUGGUUAUACUUAACAAAGCAAGCCAUGUAAACUGUAGGAGACUGUUGUUAGCUUCAUGUGUUUUCCUUUUUUUUAAUAUUUUUCUGUAAUGAUGUUAGUUUCUCUGUUUGUGGAAUAAAAUAUGUAAUUUCUAUUAAUUAAUGGACCAUGGAUGGGUCAUGUAUUAUCUUUCAUGUGUAUAUUCUUUAUAAAAUGGAUCAUGUAUAUUGUCAGCUUAAUUUUCUUAA
Messenger RNA from Arachis stenosperma, 3397 nucleotides. RefSeq names its product receptor-like protein 7. Gene Ontology annotation, molecular function: protein binding. The record is from RefSeq and is a predicted model, not a curated record. NCBI's taxonomy places the organism in Eukaryota, Viridiplantae, Streptophyta, Magnoliopsida, Fabales, Fabaceae. The transcript has a single exon. Bases 43 to 3183 code for a protein of 1046 amino acids.